GAGCAGGAGGCGGGGCCCAGAAGCUCUCGAGGCCACGCCUCUACAUCUCCCAUUGGAUGCUUUUGAACGCCUGAGCCCGCCCCUCGGGGUGGAGCCGCAGAGCCUUUAUAAAUAGUGGGCUGUGGGGCUUCGCUCGCGCAUUCUACAACCGACUCUACAGCGUUAAAAGCCCUUCCCGCGGGUCCUUCCCUCGCUUUCUCCGUUUCGUCUCCUCUCCUACACCAACGCCAUAAUCAUGAAGGUUGCCAGUGGCAGCGGCGCGGCAGCCGCGGGUCCCAGCUGCGCACUAAAAGCCGGCAAGACGCCCGGCGGCGCUGGCGAGGUAGUGCGCUGUCUGUCCGAGCAGAGCGUGGCCAUCUCUCGCUGCGCCGGCGGCCCCGGGGCGCGCCUGCCCGCCCUGCUCGAUGAGCAGCAGGUCAACGUGCUGCUCUACGACAUGAACGGCUGCUACUCACGCCUCAAAGAGCUGGUGCCCACCCUGCCCCAGAACCGCAAGGUGAGCAGGGUGGAGAUCCUCCAGCACGUCAUCGACUAUAUCUGGGACCUGGAGUUGGAGCUGAACUCGGAAUCUCAAGUCGGGGCCCCAGGGGGCCGGGGGCUCCCCGCCCGAGCUCCUCUCAGCACCCUCAACGGCGAGAUCAGCGCCCUGGCGGCCGAGGCGGCAUGUGUUCCAGCGGACGAUCGCAUCUUGUGUCGCUGAAGCGCGGUCCUCCGGCAUCGGCGGACCCCAGCCCUUCGGGGCGGAGGAAUUAGUGCUCUCUGGUCCUCCCAAGCGCUUCAUUGCAGCUGGGGAGAAACAA
This is a messenger RNA of Rhinolophus ferrumequinum (greater horseshoe bat), 800 nucleotides long. It is a transcript of the gene ID1, whose product is annotated as inhibitor of DNA binding 1. Bases 236 to 700 code for a protein of 154 amino acids. Gene Ontology annotation, biological process: circadian regulation of gene expression; cell differentiation; negative regulation of transcription by RNA polymerase II. Lineage: Eukaryota; Metazoa; Chordata; Mammalia; Chiroptera; Rhinolophidae. The record is from RefSeq and is a predicted model, not a curated record. Gene Ontology annotation, molecular function: protein dimerization activity; transcription regulator activity. The transcript has 2 exons. Gene Ontology annotation, cellular component: cytoplasm; nucleus.